UGUACAAAAAUUGUUUAUUUUAUAUCCACGUUUUUGAACAAAAAUCCGCAUUUAAAUGUUUUGGGAGUAAACCAUACUCCUCUGCCUCCCCCGUGUGGCCGUGACGUGGUACUGCAGCCUUGACUUAACCUCUGCGUUUCCGGUCCCACCACAACAGUCCGUCUGGGUCCAACAUGGCAACCAGCUGGGGGAUCUGCAGCGCGGGGAAGAUCAGCCACGACUUCACCGUGGCCCUCAACACGCUUCCGGAUGAAGACCACCGGGUUGUGGCCGUGGCGGCUCGCAGAUUAGAAGAUGCUCAGGAAUUUGCCAAAAAGCACAACAUCCCCCGGGCGUACGGCAGCUACGAGGAGCUGGCCAGAGAUCCAGAUAUAGACGUGGUGUACGUCGGCGUCAUCAACCCCCACCACCUGAGCGCCUGUCGGCUCUUCGCGGACGCCAAGAAGAACGUGCUGUGCGAGAAGCCGCUGGCCAUGAACGCCAAGGAGGUGAAGGAGAUCCUGAGCUCGGCCGAGAGGAACGACGUCUUCCUCAUGGAGGCCGUCUGGACCCGGUUCUUCCCGGCCUCCGUGGAGAUCAAGCGGCUGCUGGCCCGAGGCGAGGUGGGCGAGGUGAAGGUGGUGAGGGCCGAGUUCGGCCUGCCGUUGAAGGACGUGCCGAGGUCGGCGCAGAAGGAGCUGGGCGGAGGGGCGACGUUCGACCUCGGCGUCUACUGCUUGCAGUUCGUGUGCAUGGUGUACGACGGAGAGAAGCCAGAGAGCAUCCAGGCCACGGGGGUCUGCAUGGAGACGGGAGUGGACGAGACCGUCGUCGUCGCCAUGAAGUUCUCCAGGGACAGGCUGGCGGUGUUAACCUACUCUACAGGUGUAGAGUUGUCCAACGACGCCGUCAUCGUGGGGUCAAAGGGCAGCAUCAGGAUCCCCGCCCACAUGUGGUGCCCCACGUCGUUGGUCGUGAACGGGAAGGAGACCCGGUACCCGGUGCCGCCCCCCCGUCUGCCUCUCAACUUCCUCAACAGCACGGGGAUGCGCUACGAGGCGGAGGAGGUUCGGCAGUGUUUGCUCAAAGGACUAAAGGAGAGUGCGGUCGUCUCCCACGCCGACUCCCUCCUGCUGGCGGAGGUGGAGGAUGAGAUCCGCCGCCAGGUGGGGGUGGAGUACCGCCAGGACGCCAGAGACGAGGAGCGUGGAGCUCGAUGACGUCGCCAUGUUGAAAAAAACAGUUUGCGGAGCAUGAAUACUUCUUUAUGGCCUCAUAAUAAACUUCCUACGGAGGUCAAAACUGAA
Pseudoliparis swirei is the source of this 1286-nucleotide messenger RNA. RefSeq names its product trans-1,2-dihydrobenzene-1,2-diol dehydrogenase-like. The record is from RefSeq and is a predicted model, not a curated record. The transcript is spliced from 7 exons. The coding region runs from base 174 to 1199 and encodes 341 amino acids. Lineage: Eukaryota; Metazoa; Chordata; Actinopteri; Perciformes; Liparidae. Gene Ontology annotation, molecular function: nucleotide binding.